Heteronotia binoei (common prickly gecko) is the source of this 2523-nucleotide messenger RNA. RefSeq names its product glutathione synthetase (gene GSS). Gene Ontology annotation, cellular component: cytosol. Lineage: Eukaryota; Metazoa; Chordata; Lepidosauria; Squamata; Gekkonidae. Gene Ontology annotation, molecular function: glutathione binding; glutathione synthase activity; ATP binding. The transcript is spliced from 13 exons. Gene Ontology annotation, biological process: glutathione biosynthetic process. The record is from RefSeq and is a predicted model, not a curated record. The coding region runs from base 83 to 1507 and encodes 474 amino acids.
CCGGAGAGUUAAGCGGUCGCGGUCGGGAGACUUUCACGAGAGUGGUUCAGGUACCCGGAUAUAAACUUCAUUAGCCUUUGUAAUGACUGCUCUUUGGGAAGAUAUUUUACAUAAUGAUCAGCUCAUUCAGUAUGUGGCCCCAAUUGCCAUGGAUGCAGCACUACUUGAAGGUGUUCUAAUGAGGACCAAAGAUGACCCCAAUGCAUCUGACGUUGUGAAUUAUGCUCCCUUUACACUGCUCCCAUCUGUAGUACCAAGCAGCCUCCUUGAGCAAGCCUAUUCAGUACAGCAAGAUUUUAAUCUGCUUGUGGAUGAAGUCAGCAAAAAUACGGAAUUCCUGGAGUCCACUCUUGCCAGUACUAUCAAAGUGGAUGACUUCACAGCUCAGCUUUUUAAAAUCUACAGGCAAGUGCUGAAAGAAGGAGUUACUCAGUCGGUGGUUUUAGGAAUCAAUCGCUCUGACUACAUGUUUGAUCAUGGCAUAAAGAGCACUCCAACUUUAAAGCAAGUAGAAAUCAAUACCAUUGCUGCCAGUUUUGGAGGACUUGCAUCACGGACUGCUGCAGUACAUCGUCACGUGUUGAAUGUUUUGGGGAAGUCCAAGGAAGCUUCUAAACUACUGACAAAUAAUCCAUCCAAAGGGAUCUCCAUGGGCAUUGCAAAAGCUUGGGAACUCUAUGGUUCAGACAGGGCAGUGGUAAUGUUCUUGGUUGAAGAAACUCAGAGGAAUAUUUUUGACCAACGCUGUGUAGAAAAUGAGCUUUGGAAGAGGAACAUCCGGGUAAUCCGGCGGAGGUUUAAAGAUGUGUUUGAAGAGGCUUCUUUGGAUAAUGACAAGAGGUUACAUAUAGAUGGAGAAGAAGUUGCAGUGGUAUACUAUAGAGAAGGUUACGUGCCAAAGAGCUAUAAUAAACAGAACUGGGAAGCACGGUUGUUGCUGGAAAGGUCCAGAGCAGUGAAGUGCCCUGAUAUUGCCACACAGCUUGCUGGGACCAAAAAAGUUCAGCAGGAGCUGAGCCGACCAGGAACACUAGAAAGGCUAUUGCCCAAUAAACCUGAAGCAGUAGCUCAAAUAAGAGCAACAUUCACUGGCCUGUACUCUCUGGAAAUGGAUGAAGAAGGUGAUAAGAUGGUUGCCAUGGCCAUAGCUGAUCCAGAGCGGUUUGUUUUAAAACCUCAGCGGGAGGGAGGAGGGAACAACCUGUAUGGUGCUGAGCUCAAGCAAGUCCUAGAGAAGAUUAAAGACAGUCCUGAGAGGACCUCUUACAUUCUCAUGGACAAGAUAAAGCCUCUUCCUGCACUGAAUUAUUUGCUGAGAGCUCACAGUCCACUGAAAAUAUCAGAAUGUGUGUCUGAACUGGGCAUAUUUGGUGUCUACGUCCGGAAAGAUCAGGAUCUCAUAAUGAACAAACAUGUUGGGCAUCUCUUGCGAACAAAAGCUGUAGAACAUGCAGAUGGUGGAGUAGCAGCUGGAGUAGCUGUUCUAGAUACUCCCUAUGUGGUAUGAAAGUGCAGUACCUCCUCAUCAGCCAUCUUCACUGUGCUUGAAUUGAGACCGGUUUCUUUUGAGGACAUGAUUGCCAAAUGGUGAAUAAUCAGAUCUAAACUUAGAAGCUUUUCCUCUCUGUCUUAAUCCUAAGGCAAAAAGGUACCACAGAUGAACUGAUUUUUGAGUAACUGUUUCUUCUAUAUUCAACAGUUCUGACAUCCAUUUGACCUUUGGUGAUAACUGCUUCCCACUUGGUGUACCUCAUGGGCAUCUAAUAAUUGUUUUGGUUCUGUGACGGACAAGCUGAUGUUCUGAUUAGAUAUUACUUGGAUAAGACUGCACGAGUUGUUAACUACAAAUGCCCUCUUCAUCAAGUACCUGCUAACAGGAGCGUACAUUUGAUUUGAUAACUAACUUUCUAUAUUUACAUCCUAUGUGGAGGCAGUGGAGAUUUUCAUGGAUGAAAUAGAUUGCUUCAUGUUGUACUACUACUUGUUCUCACAGGUUGGUCUCUCCUGUUGAAGACCAACAUGUCACUACAGUGUAACUUAACAAUACAUUUUCCAGUCAGCUCCCCUUAGUCCUCUGCAGAUUAAAGAAAUAGUAUAUACCUGGGUCUUAGUCAUCAUAAAGAACAUGGAAAACCUGGGCAGUUUUGCUUUUAAUAUUUUGGUAUUAUUUUGCAAUAAAACAUUGUGAACUUUAGAGAAAGAAGGUUUAAAAUUGAAAAUGACUCUUUAAGGCAGCCCUCAUAGAUAAUGGGAACAACCAGUGUCUUUAGCUGAACAAGGCUCCAAGACUCUUAGUUGUAGUUCACAUUGAAAGUAGUAGCUGAAAAUUCAUGUCUGUCAUUUUCCUGUGCCAUUUUGAUGAGUGAAUAAUUAGUAACCAAAGAUAUCUUUACUGCUUUGUUUUCAAAUAAUCAUGAAAAAUAGACGUGUACUCAAGUCCAGAUUUAUAUAACAUAUAUAAAGCAUUCAGUCUUGUUUUGAAAGAAUCCAUUUUUUAAAUUAAAUUUCCAGAAACUUUAAAAA